This is a messenger RNA of Penicillium bovifimosum, 1971 nucleotides long. Its product is annotated as Malic enzyme NAD-binding. Lineage: Eukaryota; Fungi; Ascomycota; Eurotiomycetes; Eurotiales; Aspergillaceae. The transcript is spliced from 5 exons. Bases 1 to 1971 code for a protein of 656 amino acids. Gene Ontology annotation, molecular function: malate dehydrogenase (decarboxylating) (NAD+) activity; NAD binding. Gene Ontology annotation, biological process: malate metabolic process; pyruvate metabolic process. Gene Ontology annotation, cellular component: mitochondrion. The record is from RefSeq and is a predicted model, not a curated record.
AUGCCCUGGAUGAUGUGCGCACGAAUAUCCCAGGGGAAAUUUAAUAUGCGGUCGUGUGUCCAUAAAAACAGACUCGUAUCUGCUCCUCGAUCUUUUUCCUCUUCACUCUAUUCCACCUUUCCCUCAUACUCGAAGCAGAAGUCUUCUCAGUCUAUCACAAUGGCUCGAUACCCUUCACUGCCUACUCAACAGACCCGGUCGGUGCAUGCCAUCGCAUCGCCGUUUGUGAAUCACACCUCGCCUGCUGAGGCCAACUACGAUACCGCCAACCCUUCAUACAUUCGCAAGUACCUCCGCACAUAUGGCCUCACUCCUCCUCGCGCCGAGGGCUACGAAACACAAAAGACCCGAUGCCUGGCGCAGCUGGGUCUGAAGAGCACACCCAUCGAAAAAUUCCUAUACCUGAGCACUCUGCGCAAGAACAAUGUGCAUCUGUUUUAUCGCCUGGUGACAGACCAUCUGAGGGAGAUGACGCCCCUCAUCUACACCCCAGUGGUCGGCGAGGCCUGCCAAAGGUGGUCCGAGAUCUACCAACAGCCUGAAGGCAUGUACCUCAGCUGGGAAGAUCGCGGGAAUCUAGCUUCUGUCAUCGCCAAUUGGCCCCAGCCUAAUGUCGAGAUCACAUGUAUCACCGAUGGCUCCCGAAUCCUCGGGCUGGGUGACCUGGGCAUUAACGGCAUGGGUAUCCCAAUUGGAAAAUUAGCGCUUUACACUGCAUGUGCGGGUAUUCGUCCCGAGGCCACCCUGCCUCUGACUCUGGAUCUGGGUACUAGCAACAAGACCCUCCGGGAAGACCCGCUCUACAUGGGUAGCCGUCGCGACAAGGUCUCUCCCGAAGAGGAGCGGGAGUUUUUGGACGAGCUGAUGGGAGCUCUUACCGAGCGCUGGCCUGGUAUCGUCAUCCAAUUCGAGGAUUUCAAGAAUCCCUUCCCCGCACUGGAGCGCUACCGUGACCGGUUCACCUGCUUCAAUGAUGACAUCCAGGGUACUGGCGCUGUCAUCCUUGGCGGUGUCAUCAACGCUGUCAAGCGCUCCGGGCUGCCCUGCAAGGAUCACCGCGCUGUGUUCUUCGGAGCCGGCAGCGCCGGUGUCGGCGUCGCCCGCCAGAUCGUCGAGUUCUUCAUGCGCGAAGGCAUGACCGAGGACGAAGCCCGCAACUGCUUCUACCUCGUCGACACCAAGGGUCUCGUCACCGCUGACCGCGGUGACAACCUCGCCGACCACAAGGUCUACUUCGCCCGCCGCGACAAUGCCGGCAACCAGUUCAAGACCCUCGAGGAGGUCGUCGACUACGUCAAGCCCUCCAUCCUGAUGGGUCUCUCCACCAUGGGUGGCGUCUUCACCCCAGAGAUCCUGCGCAAGAUGGCCGACUGGAACACCGCCCCUCUCAUUUUCCCCCUCUCCAACCCCUCCUCCAAGUCCGAGUGUGACUUCGAAGCUGCCGUCACCCACACCGACGGCCGCUGUCUCUUCGCCUCCGGUUCUCCCUUCCCCAACUUCACCUUCACCAACGCCGCCGGUGAGACCCGCACCUACUACCCCGGCCAGGGCAACAACAUGUACGUGUUCCCCGGUAUCGGCCUGGGCAGCAUCCUGUCCAAGGCCGUCCGUGUCACCGACAGCAUGAUCUAUGCCUCCGGUGAGGCUCUUUCCGCCGCUCUGACCGGCGAGGAGCUCGAGCGCGGUCUUCUCUACCCUGACAUCACUCGCAUCCGCGAGGUCAGCAUCGUCGUCACCCGCAAGGUGAUGCGCGCCGCACAGGAAGACAAGGUCGAUCGCGAGAUCGCUCUGCGAGCCUUGAGCGACGUUGAGCUGGACAACUGGAUCAAGGCCCGCAUGUACGAUCCUCACACCGAGGUUCGCGAGCUGGAGCGUGAGGUCGGUCACCUCCUGUCCAGUCUGGGCACAAUCUCGCCGCCUCUCACGGCGAGUGGCUCCCCGACUGAGGAGAAGAAUGCCGCGAAAUUGUAA